Rotaria sp. Silwood1 is the source of this 2103-nucleotide messenger RNA. The record is from the annotation of a GenBank genome assembly. NCBI's taxonomy places the organism in Eukaryota, Metazoa, Rotifera, Eurotatoria, Philodinida, Philodinidae.
AUGAGUGAUCAUGAUGACGUCAGUGAGAUAGUUGAAAUUGAUUUUGAAGUUGGACAUAGUUCUAUUAUACGAUCAGAAACCACAACUACUCAUAAUCCACCACGUACUCAUGAUUGGAAAGUAUAUUUGCGUGCAGUUGAUGUUAAUGGUGAUUUAAGUUGUCUGAUACAACGUUGUGUAUUUUAUCUUCAUCCUGAAUAUCCUAAUAAUAAACGAGAAUUAAAAUCAACACCCUUUGCUAUUCAAGAAACUGGUUAUGCUGGUUUUCAUUUACCGAUAGAAAUAUAUUUUAAGACAAAAAAGGAACCAAAAAAAUUUCGUAUUGAAUAUGAUCUUGAUUUACAUAAGAAUAUUGAUGGGCGUCCAUAUCGACAAAAAGAAAGUUAUGUACGAAAAUAUCGUUGUACUUUUUACAAUCCUGAUUCUGAAUUUCGUCAAAAGAUUCUCGCUGCUGGUGGUAAACUAGUCGAUAGUGGUCCAAUAACAUCAAACAACACUGAUACUGAUGAAUGUGAUAUAGAUUUAGGAAAAGUAUCAGUGCGUCAACCAGUUAUUCGUCAUUCUCCACAACAAAAAAGACAUAUUUCACCGGUACCAACAGUUAAUGUAGUUAAUCAUAAAAAAGUUAAACUUGAACAAUCAACAAAUGAUAUUAAAAAAAAACCAGUACAAUCAGUAAUCAAGAAUGAAAAUAUUAGUAAAACAACAGUAAAUUCUAAACCAACAAAAUCAGUAUUAUGUAAGUCAUCAUUGGUAAUAGAAUCAAAAAUAACAAAAACUUUACCAAUAAAAGAAUCAAAUCAAACAACAACUAUUAAUGAUAAUACUGACAAUCUAUCAUCAUUGAAACCGCGUGCAUCAAGAAAAAUAAUUAAAUCUCAAUCAACCAAUGAUAUUAAACCAUCUAUACAAACCACAAUAAAUAAUACUAAAAAGAAAGAAUCUGCUCCUUCUCCAUCAAAACCUAAACUAGUUACAAAUAUACAAAAUGGAUUAAAAAAACCAAUAAAUAAAAAUUCUCAAAAGUCUUCGAUUAAAACAGAACAAACAUCAACUUCUACAAAUAAAUCACCUUCAAACAUCAUUAUAAAACAAGAAUCAUUAUUACAACCAUCAUCAACUAACACUGCUUCAACUGACACAAAUACAUCAGUUCUAAUUAAUAAUCUUAAAAAAAUUCCUAAAAAACCUCAACCACCGCCAGUUGUAGAGAAAUAUUCUCGUUCAUCGAUAUCUUCUUCAUCAUUAAAUCGAAAUUCGAUUCGAGAUUCACAAGGACAAAACUCAGUAUUAUCUAAAACUCAAUCAAAUUUAAAACGAGAUCGUUCUUUAUCAUCUGUUAAUAAUUCUAAUAGUAAUAAUCGAUCAGGAGAAACUAAUAUUACUAAAAAUCGUUCAAAUCAUUCAACACAUCAAUCUGCAAAUUUAUCUCGACAUGAUCAAUCAAAUCGUAUUUCAUCGUCACCUCCUAAAUCAUCGUCAAAAAAUCAAAUACCAACUCCUCCUAAAUUUAUUCCUAGUCCUUCUCAAUGCCAAAUUGAUCCUCCUAUUAAUUCAACUAUCCCAUCAUCAUCAUCAUCAUCUGUUGAUACACCUCAACCAUUAUCUACUAGUUCGCCUUCCACUCAUAUCUUUCCAAAUGAAGAUAAUCAUAUUCAAGCUUCAAUGGAUAUUGAUGAUGAUCAUAUUCAACUUUCAGAUAAAUCUAACUCACCUAAUGAACAUGUUCUAAUCCAACCAAUACAAAUAACAUCAAAGCGAAUAUCUCAUUCAGAUCGAUCUGAUAUAUAUGAUAGUGAUACAUCAAUAGAUGAUGGUAACGAGGAAGAAGAUUUACCAACUAGUCUUACUAAUGAUGAUUUACGAUAUAAACUUAUAUAUAUUUAUAAACGUUUUCAAUUAAAUUCAAUAAAUGAUCUUACAAUAUUUGUUCGUUUCUUUAAACGACAUCAAUUAAUUGAUAUAUCAUCAUUAUCAAUGACAAAAGCAACAAAUGAAAUGUUUACUUAUGAUCUUUUUUCUCUUAGUCCAUCACAUAUUGGUGAAUUAGCAAGUGAUCUUGGUUAUACAACAACAAAUAUUAUUACUUCCAUGGAAGAGUAA